This is a messenger RNA of Paramecium octaurelia, 287 nucleotides long. The record is from the annotation of a GenBank genome assembly. NCBI's taxonomy places the organism in Eukaryota, Ciliophora, Oligohymenophorea, Peniculida, Parameciidae.
CUUUCUUACCAUGAAUUUCUCUUUCUGAAUUAUUUAAAAUAGUAUGAAUUCUUUGUAGAUAUUGAUCUUAAAACAGAAUUGCAAGAAUGUUUAAUUUUAUUUCCUAAGAUGUUCCGAAUCUGAACUUUAACUUGCAAAGUGUUAUCACCAAUUGCAUCACACCUUUAAAAUAUCAAAAUAUUGCUAUUUAUUUUAUUAAAUUAUCAACUUAGUUUGGAGAAUCAAUUUUGCAUAAUUGUCAAAUUUUCGCUUGAGUGGAUUGCAAAUUCAGAAUAAGAUGAGAUGAA